Messenger RNA from Lolium perenne, 1452 nucleotides. RefSeq lists its product as uncharacterized. The record is from RefSeq and is a predicted model, not a curated record. Gene Ontology annotation, cellular component: small-subunit processome; box C/D methylation guide snoRNP complex. NCBI's taxonomy places the organism in Eukaryota, Viridiplantae, Streptophyta, Magnoliopsida, Poales, Poaceae. Gene Ontology annotation, molecular function: snoRNA binding.
CUCCAAUCUCUAUCUACUCUCGGCUUGCAAUAUAUGGCGAGCGGCCUGGGGGAAAACGCCUCGAUGGCGGGGCGGAAGGAGACUGCCUCGGAGAUGAAGACGGAUAAGAAUCCCUAUCCCUUGCAUAUGGACGUUGACGACGAAGAAGAUGAGGAUGCUUUGGCGCAGUUGUUUCUUGAUAAUGGCGAUGACGAGGAGAGGUGUGCAGCUGAUCUGUUUGGGAACUGUGGGGUGAUCUCGGUGCUAUUUGAGACGCCCUCUGGCUUUACACCCUAUGGCUUUGCAAUCUUCGAUUAUGAUGCGGUCAAGCUCACUGAACCAGAUGCCUGGCAGCAUAUCUGGGCAGAUUUCGUCAAUGUGCAAUACGCAGUUAUUUGGGCGAAAGCCUUCAAAACUUUUGAGUACAAACGCUACGCCAUUAAUAAGAAUUCUGUUAGUCCAGAUCUUAGUUCGAUGAUCCAGAAGCAUGUUGUCAAUGGGCAAACACUAGCUGUUGGAAAUGAGGAUUACAAAAAUGUCAUUCAGGAUAGAUUGAGAAUACCCUGCGUGUACAGUCGUGUUGUCAAGGAGUUGAUGUGGGGCUUGAUGAUUCAGAUCCAGCAUUUUCUGCCUGUGAUAAAUUCUCAGAUGAUUAAUGAGGAUCGCUUCCCGAUGAGUGAGGGGAUGAUAUUUCUCCUGGAGCACCAUAACUUUGACAUCAAUCCACAUAUGAUGGUUACUAAACGUAUUAUUGAGAUGGCAGGCAUCUUGUAUGAGUGUGAUCGUUGUGUGAAAAAAUAUGAUACCUUCUUGCGCUUAGCUGCUCAGCACCUUAUGAAAAUAUCUCGCAUUAACACUUCUCAUUGGGAUUUAAUGAAACUUGCGACCGCAUUCAAGAUGAUAUGUGACCCUGAAGAUGAAAUUUCAGAUGCCAGACGGCUGUUCUCAGAACAACUGUUGAAGAGGUUGGCGAGGGAUGCACCUCGAUAUCAAGAUAAAAUCUUGAAGGAUCCUUACUCUGAAGUUUAUAAAGAAAUGUUCUCUGCACGAAAAAUGAGGCUUGAGGCGGGUAGAGUGUUGGUCAGUUUGCUUAAGCGGGCCAAAAAAGCAUAUGAUGAUGAACAGGCAGGCAAAGCUGCAAGUGACCAUGAAAUUGGUCCUGACAGGAAGAAGAUUUGUCGUGGUUUCGUCCCUGUCAUGAUUGAUGAACUUACAGAGUGGCAUACCGUGCUUUCAGAAAAAACGUAAAGAAAUACAGGUACACUUAAUGCUCCAUAGGGGCACACACUCAGAUCUACAGGCACCCACUUAACAUGACGAACAUAUCAGGCAUCUUAUCUAUGGACAUCCAUCCUUCGAAGGUUUCUGUGUUACUACACCUUGCUUUGUAUAUUCUACUAGCAAAAGUGCCCGGGCGUUGCAUCGGGAGAAAUAAACACUCAAAUGCAUCAUGAUAUGAUCAGUGAUGGCACU